AUGUUGAAUAAUGUUGAACGAAUAUCACCGUUAAUACCAAAAUUAAAACAACAGUUAAUUUUCUUAGACGAACGUGAGAAAUUAUUCCGAAGAGUUGAUCAUGGUUCAAUUUCAUGUGAUAGUCCAUUAUCUAAUACAUCUACAAUACCUAAAACACCAAUUUUUACUUUACUAAAUGCUCAAACAUUACCUGCUGUUUCAGUUAAUUCAAAAUCAUCAUCUUCAAUUAAUUUAUCAAACACAAAUCUUUCAUCAACAAUGUCUAUAGAUAAUUCAACAACUGAUCAAGUUAUUAUUGCUGCAGAUGUAUCUUCAUCUUUUCCAGAUGUAUAUGAAGUACCAAUAUUACCAAAAGCUUUAUUGAAAAAUAUUGAAGCUGGAAAUCUCACAAGUUUUAGUCCACAUUGUCAAGGUCGACAAAUACUAAUCGAUGCAGUAGUUCAUGAUCUGAGGGAAAAAUAUAAUUUACUCUAUCUAUCAAAAACACAAUAUAAUGUCGUUGGUUCUGCUCUUGUACGAUGUUUGAAAUUACCCUCAACACCAGAAAAUUUAGCCAUUUGGAAAGAUGCAUUGCAAACCAAAUUAAAACGAACACGUGCUGAUCAUCCAAAUACCAGUCUUGUUCAAGAAUUUCGAUUAAAAUAUUCAAAGUUGGGAUCUGGACGUCCAGUUAAACAAAAAACUGGUGAAAUUGCUGAACGUGAUAGACAUAAACAGAUGGUAAUAAUGCCGUAUAACAAUCAAAUAUCUGAUGAAAUUCAAUCAAUGGUGGUACAAUUACAAAAUUUUUCUCAACUAGAUGUUAAUACUCAAUUACGUCUAUGGAAAGAAACAUUUACCUUUCGUCGACAAGUCGUGCGAGAUCAAUCAACAAGUGAUAUUAUGAAAAAUUUUCCUGCGUAUAGUGAUGCUUUCUUGGUCUUCGAAGAAGUAAAAAUGCUGAUGAACGUCGACUUAAGUAAAGAAGUUCGACGACAAAUUCCUAUUUUAUUAGAUAAAUUAGCCGAAACUCCUGUAUUCAUUGCUGAUUCACUUUCUAUUCGAUUAAUUAAAGUUUUAUGUCGAAAGUUCGGCGAAACUGUUCAACAUAUAUUCUGCGAAAAGGAACCACCAACACCAUAUCCAACAUUGGUCUUGAUUGAUGAUAUUAUUCAUAUUUAUGUUGACUUUCAUCCAAUUCUUUCAACAAAUUCACCAGAUGAUGCUAUUGGUCUUCUUAUCUCAAUGUAUUCUAUCUUUGAACUAUCAUUUGAUAAAAAGAGUAGAACCAUUCGAUUUUUAUAUUGUGUUUUAUAUGGUGAGAAACAAUUUCUCUCUAAUUCAAUUCGAUUAUUGAUAAAGGAGGAGAAUAUUAAUAUUCAUCGAGAACGUCUUCAACUGUCAUCUAUCUCGUCCUAUUCUGUGUCGAACAAUACAACAACACUUAUUAGUGAAUCUCAAAGUCAAUUACAAAUUGUUACAAAUUUAUUGAAUCAUUCUACUGAUGAACAUAAUUCUUAUAUUAUUAAUCAAAUGACAGAAUCAACGACUUCGAUUGAUAGUUCUCAUUCAAGUGUAGAUAUGACUUCUGCUACAAAUGAAUUCAACAAUAACAACGAGAACGUGUCGCCAUCUGAUUGUAGUUCUCAACCUCAAACAAGAAAGAAACGAAAACGUAAACAAAAUUCAAAUGAAGAAGAACAGGAUGAUACAUUGAUGAACAAUGCUCUACAAGAUAAUAUUGAAUUUCCUCAAAGUCGUCUUCCACUUACCAUUAUGACAAAUUCAACUGUUGCAUUACAACAAACAAAACGUAAACGACGAACUUGA
Molecule: messenger RNA, 1809 nt
Organism: Rotaria sp. Silwood2
Lineage: Eukaryota; Metazoa; Rotifera; Eurotatoria; Philodinida; Philodinidae
Source: the annotation of a GenBank genome assembly